UGCCACUCCAGCCAAGCGCUAUGAAGCAAGAGAGAAUGCAGGCGAGGUUGUAUUAACUUAUAACCCUGGAAGAAUAUCUGAUCAGGACGUCACAUGGAAACAACUGCAGACUGUCAAAAUACAAAAUGCUGCUUACGAGCCUCUGACAGAAAAAUUUAAAUACAUGUUUCAGAAAAUCAUUGAUAAAUCACAAGGUACUUGGCUAAGUGGAUAUAAUUAGGUAAUACAGUACAGGUAGCUUCACUAAACAUUAUUGUGUGGCCAAAUAAGAUGUUGGUCAACAUAGAUGGAUUUUCAGAUUUUUUCUGGGGGAUGCCAAAAAUUCAAUGGGAGAGGUGAGCAAGCUGCAACCAGGGGUCUGAGGGGGUGGGUUAGGGACAAAGCCCCAGGAAAAAUGGAAAAUUUUGAAAUUCUUAGUUUUAUUUAGUUUAAAUUCCUUAUUUCAAUCAUACAGUACAGUACUGCUGUCAUUUAAUCCAAUGAGUGUUCAAAUUUCUGGAAGGGGCUACAGUUUUUUCUGGAUGUGGUGGAAAAACUUUCUGAGGGGUGCAAAAUAUUCUUGGGGGUUAUGCACCCCCUACACCCACCCCAGAAAGUCUAUGUUGGUUAACUGGCAGUUAUCAGAGUGAGAAAAUACAUGGAAAGAUCUUUUAUUUUGCUUGCUCAUGCACGUCGACUAUCCACUAACGCCAGAAAAAUGUAAGCAUGCAGAUAGCAAGAGUUCUGCAUACCUAGGUGGUACUUGGCUGAACACAAAGACGUUCAGACCAUGUAUAGUACAUGUAUCUUCUUUUAGUCCAGUCAUUCUUCAAUCCUAUUCAAUUUUGCAGUAUUGAAUGAGCACAUUGACAAAAUGGCUUCAUUAUUAAAAGAUGCUCACGAAAUUGAAGAAUUUGUCUCUUCUGCUGUUAUUCAUCAGGUAUUAACAAAAUUCAUAACACAUUUGACUGAAUGUUCGACCCUUUUAAUACCGUUCAACUCUUUUAAUACCGUUGUUUGAUUGUAAUCUUCCCUCAUUGACAUGUGAGAAGAGUGCUUUCAGUCUGACUUUACCAAAUUUUGCAGGUUUUUUCCAAGUACUCCCUUUCCUCCUGUAGUAACACUAAAACACUGAGAGAUGGCUCUUACUGGACCUCCAGGAAGAACAGUUUAGAAAUGAUAGAGCUUUCCUGUGUAAAUAUAGUUAGCUUAGUUUGGGUUUCCUCAUGUGCUGUAGUACGUAACACUGCAACACUGUGAGAUGUUUCUUACUGGACCUCUAGGAAAUGGCUUAGAAAUGAUAGAGCUUUUCUGUGUAAAUAAAGUUUAGUUUAGGUUUCCUCCUGUAGUAACACUGAAUCGAUAAGGGGUGGUCCGUACUGAACCUCUAGGAAGAACAGUUCAGAACUAAUAAAGUUUUCCUUUAUAAUAAGGUUAGUUUAGUUUGGGUUUCCUCGUGUACAGUAGUAACAUUGGACCAAUAAGGGGUGAUCCUUACUACUGGACCUACAUGUACAGGAAGAACAGCUUAAAACUGAUAAAACUUUCCUGUAUAAAUACAGUUUAGUUUUGGUUUUCUCCUGUAGUAAUACUGGAUGAAUAAGGGAUGAUCCUUACUGAACCUCCACGAAGAACAGUUACUGUAGAAACUGAUAGUCUGAUAGAUUUCCUAUAUAAGUAAAGUUAGGUUAGUUAUUUUUAGUUAUAUAAUUAAACUUUAGUUAUAUUUUUAGUUAUAUAUGUAAAGUUAGGUUAGUUAAUUUAGUCUCUACUUAUUCGAUAAUUCUUUCUCCCAGGAUGAUGUGUCGGUUGUAGGUCGUAUCUGCUGUGACACAAAUGGUAAACUGAAUGCAAGCUCGUUAAUCUUACGGGAAUCUGGUACUAACUACGUCGGAGCAUCUGUUUCACUGAAUGUAGCGGACGUCAAUCAAUACAGCUUGUUUCCUGGAAAGGUACGAAAAGGAAUAGUUUGUUUUUAUAUUAGGGGCGGACCAUUAGAAAAGUGAUGGGGUGGGAGGUGGGGAAAAUAAAAACAAAAGAAAAUAAUUGUGCAAAGAGGGAAAGCAAAGAAAAACACAAGAAAGAAAAAAUAUAUGUAUAAUAAAUAAAAAAGAGAAAAAAGCUGAAAAUUCCCCCACCCCUCCCCAAUAUAAAACUGUUUUAAUUCAAACAUGUUUGUAUUUUUCCACUGCAAAAACAAGGAAGAGAAUGCCAUUCCAGAAUAACGAUCUUACCAAGGGUGGAAAGAGGGGGAAACAUAAAAAUGAUGAACUGUUUUUAGGGGCUGAUUACAUGGAGACUGAAAAUUCUAUCCUGGUUGACCGGGCAAAAAAUCGUCAUGCAAUCGGCUGGAAUUUUCAGUCCGGGUUGAAAAAAUAGUCCUUUAAGUGGCUUUAUUUUUUUUUCAGUACUAUUCUUAAAUGCAGAUUCAAAGAAGCGGAAUAGCUUCAUUUUGAGAUUGGAUCGUUGCAGUCUGGGCUGAGAUUUCACCCCGGUUUGAGCUGAAAUUUUAACUCUGCCCGGGCUGAAACAUGUCAUUUACUGUAAUUUUCAGUUCGGUUGAAAUCCAGCUCGGGGAAAACUCUCCAUCUAAUCGGCCCCUGAAAAUAAUGUUUCCAAUAUUGGGCAAAUUGGGGGGACAUUCUGUACGAGGUAAUUUCACAACCUUCAAAUGUUCCCACAAUCUCGUUCCCAGAGUAUACCUGUUCGCGGGCACUACAUAACCCGCGAACAGGCAUACUCUGGAAAUGAGAUUGAUGUUCCCACAACAAUGUUUUUUUUGGGUUUCUCCAAACUUAUCUGUGGUCUUUGGCUUAAGGUCGUUGCUGUAAAAGGGAAAAAUCCAACGGGAGGACAAUUCAUUGCCUCGUCGUUUUAUGAGGUUUGUUCAGAUUACUAUUAGUUUUUUCGAGUAUUACACGGUAUUUUAUAUCUAAGUAAAGAGAAGGGAAUCAAGCAGCACAACUAAAAAGAACAUAAUGAAGUUAGUAAAAUUGCAAAAUGUGGUUGCAAAAUGUUGUAAAGCUUGGGAAAUAUAGUCUUGGAAAGUUUGAAAAUUUUGUAUAUGUUUGUAUUACGUGCGGAAAUUUUUACCAUUUUCGGCUCAAAAACGGUAACAAUUUCCGCACGAAAUACAAAAUAUACAAACUAUGCAAACUUCGCUAUAUUUUCCGUAUUUUACAACAUUUCGUAACCAAAUCUUGCAAUUUUACUAAUUUUAAUACGUUCUUUGCGGCAAUUUACUUUUUUUGCCUUGAUCAAAAAUUAGUCUAAUAUGCAAGUUGUCUAUUCAGUUUCAGUCGUGGUUAAAUCAUUUUGUAGCAAUUUUUUGUUCAUUUUUUAGGGGAUACUGCCACCGCCGGUUCCAGAGCCAAAAAACGUUCAGACAGGUGUGUAA
Paramuricea clavata is the source of this 3376-nucleotide messenger RNA. NCBI's taxonomy places the organism in Eukaryota, Metazoa, Cnidaria, Anthozoa, Malacalcyonacea, Plexauridae. The record is from the annotation of a GenBank genome assembly.